AUGUCCAGAAAGUAUCUUGAUCGACUUACAGAAGGCUCCAUGGUCAGCUCCGAAAAGGUCAAAUCUAAAUUUGGCGAGAAAAUGCUGAAGAAGAUGGGCUGGAAAGAAGGAGAAGGCCUAGGAAAAAACAAAACUGGAGAAGUCGAGCCUAUUCAGGUCAGGAAAAGGAAAGAAAACCUUGGAGUCGGUGGCGAGGCUACGACAAAGCCAAAGUGGAACCACAACUGGUGGGAGGAACUCUUCAAUGACACAGUUAAGAACAUUAAAGUUGACAUUCCUAGAAAAAGAAUAAAAGUUGAAAGUUAA
Blepharisma stoltei is the source of this 306-nucleotide messenger RNA. The record is from the annotation of a GenBank genome assembly. Lineage: Eukaryota; Ciliophora; Heterotrichea; Heterotrichida; Blepharismidae.